Messenger RNA from Babesia ovata, 1062 nucleotides. RefSeq names its product DEAD-box ATP-dependent RNA helicase 26-like protein, putative. The transcript has a single exon. NCBI's taxonomy places the organism in Eukaryota, Apicomplexa, Aconoidasida, Piroplasmida, Babesiidae. Bases 1 to 1062 code for a protein of 353 amino acids. The record is from RefSeq and is a predicted model, not a curated record.
AUGAUCGAUUGUAUCUUCGGUGGUAUCAUCGCAGAUGUCAUCGAUUGUAUCAUCGGUACUAUCAUGGGUGAUAUCGUCGAUUGUAUAAUCCUGCGUAUCGUGGAGCGUUUCGACGACCGUAUUAUCGAUCAUCUUGGUAGAAUCAAGCGUAACCAUCUCAAUGAAGCAGAUGAUAAUGAAGAGGAUAGUGAUGAGGAUGAUAGCGAAACGGAUAGUGAUGAGGAUGAUAAUGCAGAGGAUAGUGAUGAGGAUAAUAAUGAAGCGGAUGAUAGUGAAGCGAAUACUGAUGAGGAUGAUAAUGCAGAGGAUGAUACUGAUGAGGAUGGCGAUGAGGAUGAUACGGAAGGUAAACGCGAUAGCAGUCGCAACGGAGCAGAUGUUAAUCCACACGUUCAUGAUGGUACCGAUCAGUCGCUGGAUCGGCUGGAAGAGUUGACUCCACUGACUAAGGAUUCGCAUGACAUAGUUGACCAUCCCCGGUUAUUUAAGAUGACAGAUUUUAAUAGUCUAUCAGGAAAUUCGCCAUUCGGCAACGUUUAUAACGGCUUAGCAGAUAGGAAAGACGAUAGAUGUCGUAUCAUCGAUGGUAUGGAGGUGAGCAUCAGACAUAUGGUUCGUAUCAUCAAUCGUAUUGAGAGUAUGGAGGGUAUCUUCGAUCGUAUCAAGCCUAAAAACGAAAGUAGGUAUCGUCUCAUCAAUCGUAUGUGUUGUAUCAAGAAUUAUCUCCAACCUAUCAUAUUUCGCGUGGAGGUUAUCAUCGAUCGUAUCGAACCUAUCAACGGUAGUACGGAUCGUAUCAUCGAUCGUAUGGAUCGUGCAAUCGAUCGUAUUGAGGCUAUCAACCAUAGUAUGGAUCGUAUCAUCGAUCGUAUGGAUUGUGUCAUUGAUCGUAUUGAGCCUAUCAUCGAUAGUACCGAUCAUAUCAAGCAUCGUAUCGAGCCUAUCAUCGAGCGUGUCGAAGCUGUCAUCGAUGGAAUCGAGCCUAUCAUCGAUCGUAUCGAGCCUAUCAUCGAUAGCGUGGAGUGUAUUAUCGAUCACGUGCUUCCUCGGCGUUUUACAUAA